UGUUUUAAUUCUUUAAUUAAUUAUACACUACUUCCUAUAAAUCAAUAUUCUUCAUUCUGUAAUCUUCAUACUUUGAACCAUGACUAAGUUUAACUCUUUGGUUAUUUUAGCCCUUUUCACAAUUCUCUUUGUAAAGGUGAUAGGUCGCAUGCCCAUUGACUCAAGAUGGCACGAUGCACAUGCAACCUUCUAUGGUGACAUAAAUGGUGGCGAAACUAUGCAGGGGGCAUGUGGUUAUGGGAAUCUCUUUGAACAAGGGUAUGGUCUUGAAACCACGGCACUAAGCACAUCACUCUUUAAUGAAGGCUAUACUUGUGGUGCGUGUUUUGAGAUCAAGUGUGUCAACGAUCCUCAAUGGUGCAAAAUAGAUGUGGGUUCAAUCACUGUGACUGCAACAAAUUUUUGUCCCCCCAAUUACUCCAAACCUGAUGGAAAUUGGUGUAAUCCUCCACAAAAACACUUUGACUUGAGCAUGAAAAUGUUCACAACAAUUGCCAUUUACGAAGCAGGGAUCGUCCCAGUUCAAUAUCGACGUGUUCCAUGUGUCAAAAGUGGUGGUGUUAGGUUUGAGCUUAGAGGAAACCCUUACUUUUUGAUGGUUUUGGUUUACAAUGUUGCUAAUGUUGGUGAUAUUGUACGUGUGGCCAUCAAAGGGAGCAAUUCUAAUUGGGUUCAAAUGACACAUAAUUGGGGACAAGUUUGGCAUACCGGACUCAAUUUGGUGGGACAAGACUUGACAUUUUGGGUUACUACAAGUGAUAAAAAGGCUUUGCAGUGUAUUUCUCUUGCUCCUUCCAAUUGGCAAUUUGGACAAACCUAUGAGGGCUCAGUAAAUUUUUAAAUGUGUUGAAUUUUGGUUAUAAUUCAAACUAUUAGAUACAUUAGGUAUAUUAUGUAAUUUCAAUUCUUGUGCUCUGAACGCUAUAAGCCCAUUAUGUCCCGAUGAAGAGUUUACCUCUACCAAAA
This is a messenger RNA of Lathyrus oleraceus (garden pea), 966 nucleotides long. Its product is annotated as expansin-A23. Gene Ontology annotation, biological process: plant-type cell wall organization. Lineage: Eukaryota; Viridiplantae; Streptophyta; Magnoliopsida; Fabales; Fabaceae. The transcript has 2 exons. The coding region runs from base 80 to 841 and encodes 253 amino acids. The record is from RefSeq and is a predicted model, not a curated record. Gene Ontology annotation, cellular component: extracellular region.